CGCAGCGUCAGCGUCGCCACCUCCGCGGCCUUUGGUGCGCAUGCACGCGGGUGAGAGGUCGUCAAGAUGGCUGCGGCCUCCUCAGAGGACGAGGCGCCGGAGAACGAGGACUAUUACGCGCUGCUCAACGUCCGGAGGGAGGCCUCUCAGGAAGAGCUGAAAGCUGCCUACCGUCGGCUGUGCAUGUUGUACCAUCCCGACAAGCACAGGGACCCCGAGCUCAAGAGACAAGCGGAGCAGCUUUUCAACCUCCUUCAUCAGGCUUAUGAAGUGCUCAGUGACCCACAAACGCGAGCCAUCUAUGACAUUUAUGGAAAGAGAGGCCUUGAAAUGGAAGGAUGGGAGGUGGUGGAGAGGCGGAGGACGCCUGCUGAAAUCAGGGAGGAAUUUGAACGUUUGCAGAGAGAGAGGGAGGAGAGGAGACUUCAGCAGCGGACUAACCCCAAGGGGACAAUUAGUGUAGGAAUAGAUGCCACCGACCUCUUUGAUCGCUAUGAUGAGGAGUACGAAGAUGUGCCAGGGAGCAGCUUUCCCCGUGUUGAAAUUAACAAGAUGCACAUAUCCCAGUCUAUUGAGGCCCCUCUGACUGCCACAGAUACGGCAAUCCUGUCAGGAAACCUGUCAACCCAGAAUGGGAACGGAGGUGGUUCUGUGAACUUGGCUCUCAGGCGUGUGACCUCUGCCAAAGGCUGGGGAGAGCUAGAGUUUGGAGCCGGUGACCUCCAGGGGCCUUUGCUGGGUCUGAAAGUGUUCCGGAAUCUCACACAAAGAUGCUUCAUCACAACCAACUGUGCCCUGCAGUUCUCCUCCCGUGGGAUCCGGCCAGGCCUGACAACAGUCCUGGCACGGAAUCUGGACAAGAACACCAUGGGCUACUUGCAGUGGCGCUGGGGCAUCCAGUCUGCCAUGAAUACGAGCAUUGUCCGGGAUACCAAAACCAGCCACUUCACCAUGGCCUUCCAGCUGGGCAUUCCCCACUCCUUCAUGAUGGUCAGUUACCAGCACAAGUUUCAGGAUGAGGAUCAGACGCGAGUGAAAGGGUCCCUCAAGGCUGGUUUUUUUGGGACUAUUGUGGAAUACGGGGCAGAGCGGAAGAUCUCUCGGCAUAGCAUCCUUGGGGCCACGGUCAGCGUUGGGGUUCCCCAGGGAGUCUCUCUGAAGAUCAAGCUGAAUAGGGCUAGCCAGACCUACUUCUUCCCCAUCCACUUGACGGACCAGCUCCUACCCAGUGCUGUCUUCUAUGCCACGGCAGGGCCCCUAGUCAUCUAUUUUGCCAUGCACCGGCUCAUCAUCCGGCCCUAUCUGAGGGCACAAAAGGAGAAAGAGUUGGAGAAACAGCGAGAGAGCAGUGCUAGUGACAUCUUGCAGAAAAAGCAGGAAGCAGAAGCUGCUGUGCGGUUGAUGCAGGAGUCUGUCCGGAGGAUAAUUGAGGCCGAAGAAGCCAGGAUGGGCCUGAUUGUGGUGAACGCCUGGUAUGGGAAGUUUGUCAACGACCAGAGUAAGAGGAACGAGAAAGUAAAGGUCAUAGACGUGACAGUGCCCCUCCAGUGCCUGGUGAAGGACUCCAAACUGAUUCUCACGGAAGCAUCUAAAGCUGGCCUGCCAGGGUUCUAUGACCCUUGCAUCGGGGAGGAGAAGAGCCUGAAGGUGCUCUACCAGUUUCGUGGAGUCCUACAUCAAGUGAUGUCAUCUGACAACGAGGCCCUUCGGAUACCAAAGCAAUCUCAUCGAAUUGACGCAGACAGCUAAUCCUGAGGGAGAGGUGCAGCAAGUUUUGGGGUUGUGUACCAGGGGGUGAUGAACCGAUAGAAACAGCACCCAUCUUUCCUCCCUGGAUCGAAUUGCGUCUUUGGAUCGACCGAGACACUUUAUGAACUGCAGAGAAGGUGGUUUUACACCGAUUAUGUUGUGGGACAAAAAGGAGAGGAAGUGGUUUUGACAAGAUGGUGACCCAAGGACAACGCAGGCAGCACCCGGGAAGGGGGCCAGGCCCAUCCAGCCAUGAGCCCAUGAGGGGACGACAGGGGAGGCCAGAAGGGGAAGCGAAUGUAAUGGAAUGGCUGUUCCUAUUCUUGUAGGGUUUGGGCUGCUUUGGCUGGAAAAAAUGUCAGAUGGGGAGAAGUUGAAUCAGGCACCCACCUUUGCCAUCUCCUCUGGGCAUGCCCUGUUGCCAGCUGGCCAUGCAGAGAGUGUGGCAUUUGCAGGCGUUCCAAAUCAAAAAUGGACUUCAGAGGUUGGCUGCCAGCCUGUCUUUGAAUCUCUCAGCCCCUUCCAACCAUGGUGUCUCCAGCACCUGUUACUGCUGAAGGGAGAUUGGGAGUGUGUGUGUGUGAUGUACGUGUGAUGUGUUAACCAAAAGUGGUCUCUCUGUCGCAUUGUCCCUUUUCCGAGCAGGACAGGAAUCUUGCUUGGAAGCGAGCUAAAAUUAACCACCCAGGUUAUUUGACCCAAAAAAGUGGAAAGGAUGUGAGUAGAGAGGGCAAAUGGAAACAACACAAGAGCACCCAAAUCAGAAAGGUUCAGGUAAGAGUUGCUCUGUGUCAGUAUUAACAUUCUGUUCUGACAGCACCUAUGGGUGCUGCUGGUCCUUGGGAAGCAGCAGCGGUGGAGGCCUGCAGGCGCGCCUCUCAUUCGCUUCUGUCCUUGGCGGCAGCAGCAUUCAAGUGGCUGUGGAAGAGGAAGAGCAGGAAGCUCUGGGUUUGCUCUUGGUCAGUCUUCAGAGUGCCUUCCUUAACUUUAUGCAAGGUCUCCUGGCACACGGGGAGGAGGGGUGCACACAGCAAGGCAGGUGCUGUAGCAACUGAGAAUUCUCAAAACACACACACAGCACAUUCACAGCCCACCCCAUCUUCUUUUUGUAUUAACUGCUAUCUUCUUAAUUUUUUAUUUUUACUUUUAUUUUUUGGAUCCAGAUUAUGAUCCUCAGCCUGUUCUCAAACUGGCAGUCCAUUAGUCAUCUCCCUGUGCAAAAUGAUCAGGGGUGCCAAGGUGCCCAGGCAUUGCCAGUUGCACCUCUCCUUUCUCCUUAAAAUGAGGUGCCGUGUCUCCCUCUCACCUCCAUUCUUUGGCUGAAUUAAUCAUUUCUUCUUGCCUUGACCCAAACUGUGUGCCGAACAUGUCCAUUUCUUUCAUUAGCCAAAUAGUAAAGGUUUUCAUUCAUGUCAGUUUGCCUGGACACACCCCGUUACUGUUCCAGGUGGGUACUGUCCCAAGCUUCCUUUAAUGCUGAUGAAAUAAAAAUAACUCUGUAUGGUUAUAAUAAUGGUAAUACUCAUCCUAAUCCCUCUUGGAAAAACUCUGCAUUCUGGUUUGAUACCCACAAUAGUAUCAGGAGCAAAAUUGAGAGAGGCUGCUUUGUUCGGAGUGUUGUUUCAGGGCAAAACCCAACCCCACUUGAUCCUGCAGCUUUUGAGCCGGCAGUGGUGCUCUUCCCCACUCCAGUCGCCUGCCCCAUCUGGCUAGGGUCCUUGUUAUGCGCGGGAGCCACUGAUGAGGGUGCUGGGGUCUCCGUUGUCUCCCAUAACAAAUAAGGACAAUAAAGUGACCCAUUUGGAAGAAGA
Sceloporus undulatus (fence lizard) is the source of this 3560-nucleotide messenger RNA. RefSeq names its product DnaJ heat shock protein family (Hsp40) member C11 (gene DNAJC11). The record is from RefSeq and is a predicted model, not a curated record. NCBI's taxonomy places the organism in Eukaryota, Metazoa, Chordata, Lepidosauria, Squamata, Phrynosomatidae. Gene Ontology annotation, biological process: cristae formation. The transcript has 16 exons. Bases 67 to 1749 code for a protein of 560 amino acids.